GAGCGCCGCUUCUGGAGCCCCAGCGCCGGCAGCGGCAUGGCAGACGGAGCCCGUUCCGUGCUGGGCGGCAGCCGCGGCUCCAGCCCUGUGGCCAGCCCGCUGUUGGGGAGAGGCGGCAAGAGCCGUUCGCUGCCCACUCCGUCGUCGACCAAGCCGUCGCCGCCGCUGCCUCAGCAGGCGCCCGCGUCGCCCAAACAGCCGCAGACAACGCCGCGUGGGAGCGCGCCCGGGCACAGCUUCAAGAGGGUCACCCUCACCAAGCCCACCUUCUGCCACUACUGCACUGACUUCAUCUGGGGGCUGGCGGGGUACCUGUGCGAAGUUUGCAAUUUUAUGUCUCACGAAAAGUGCCUGAAACAUGUGAAGAUACCAUGCUCCUGUAUUGCUCCAGGUCUUGUAAGGGUUCCAGUUGCACAUUGUUUGGGACCUCCUGGGCACUAUAAGAGAAAGUUUUGUGCUGUCUGCAGAAAACAGUUAGAGACUCCAGCAUUUCGUUGUGAAGUGUGCGAGCUACAUGUGCAUACAGAUUGUGUCCUGUUUGCUUGCAGUGACUGUCGUCAGACCCAUCAAGACGGUCAUCAGGAUCAUGACACAUACCAUCAUCACUGGCGGGAGGGAAAUCUUCCUUCUGGUGCACGUUGCAAAGUGUGCAAGAAAACAUGUGGUUCUUCAGAGGUGCUCUCGGGUAUGAGAUGUGAAUGGUGUGGCAUUCUGGCUCACGCUGCUUGCUGUGUGAUUAUACCUCCAGAAUGUACAUUUGGAAGGCUAAAAAAUAUGAUUCUUCCUCCAAACUGUGUGCACUUAUUUUCUCGCAACUUCAGUAAAAUGCACUGUUUUCGGAUAUCGGAAAGCUUACAGACCGAACCAGACGACGACGACGAUGUCGAUAACUCAACACAAGGUUCACUGAAAGAACCCCAGGCUUCAGCAGACUCAAGCACAUCAGGCAAACAAAUGUUAAAAAUAUAUGAUGGGAAUGAUGCUGUAAAACGCAAUCAGUAUCGGCUUAUUACGGUUCCACGCAUUGCAAAGCAGGAAGAAGUUGUGGAGGCUGCAUUGAGAACGUACUACAUAAAUGAUGAUCCUAAAGAGUAUGAACUUCAGACGUUCACUCAGCAGGCCUUGCUGUGUGACGAUGUCAUUAAUAGGAAUGAUGCCACCGAAGAAUCUCAUCCUGGGUCAGUGUUCAGAGAAGCUGUUCCUGAAGCCUGGAUCAUCAGAGUCAAACCAAAAGACAAUGAAGUAAUAAAGAUUUAUCCUGCUUGGCUCAAGGUUGGAAUGGCCUGUGUCUCAAUACGAAUAAAGAAAGAAAGCACUACCCAGAUGGUAAUUAAAGAAGUCCUCCCAUUGCUUGGAUACCAGUCGGAAUGCCCCCAAAACUUCAGAUUAGUGGAAGUGCUCAUGGGUUCCAAGCAAGUUCAGCGAAUGGUGCUGGAUGAUCAUGAACUGAUUCUCAACAGAUUUCAAGACAUAAGAAAGACUUCACUGCGUCAAAUGAACCAAACCAGAUUUUACAUUGUAGAGAACAACAUGUCUGUUGUGCAGGUGCAUUUGUUUGUGGGUGGCCUGCCACCUCAUCUUUCUGCUGCAGAAUACACAAACAUCCUCAAGAAUGAACUAACCAUCAAAACAAAUUUAGUUUCUGUGAGUCAUGUGUAUUCAUCUCAAGGUGCUGUUGUAUUAAACAUUUCAUGUUUUUCUGAAGCUGAAAGACUGUAUAUGCUAGCUAAAGAUACCACUGUUAACGACAAGCCGCUAACUGCUGUAGUGCUCCCUGAAGUUUUGCAUUCCAAACUCCCCCAGAACUGCUGUCCCCUGCUAGUCUUUGUGAACCCAAAAAGCGGAGGCCUUAAAGGUCGGGAUUUGCUGUACAGUUUUAGAAAACUGUUGAAUCCUCACCAAAUCUUUGAACUAACGAAUGGAGGACCACUGCCUGGACUUCAUACGUUCUCUCAGAUCCCGUGCUUCCGAAUAUUGGUGUGUGGUGGCGAUGGCACAGUCGGUUGGGUUCUCGGUGCCCUGGAGGAGAUCCGCCACAAGCUCGUCUGUUCGGAGCCAUCUGUGGCUAUUUUGCCUUUAGGCACAGGUAACGACUUGGGGAGGGUGCUGCGCUGGGGUGCUGGAUACAGUGGUGAAGAUCCAUACUCCAUUCUGAUAGCUGUAGAUGAAGCAGAUGAUGUGCUCAUGGAUCGCUGGACCAUCCUCUUAGAUGCACAGGAGGCCAUUGAAAGUUCAGAAAAUGGUGUAUUAGAGCCUGAACCCCCUAAGAUUGUACAGAUGAACAAUUACUGUGGCCUUGGAAUCGAUGCAGAACUCAGUCUAGGCUUUCAUCAUGCCAGAGAAGAAGAACCAGACAAAUUCAACAGCAGGUUUCAUAACAAGGGUGUCUAUGUAAAAGUUGGCUUGCAGAAAAUGAGUCACACAAGAAAUCUUCAUAAAGAAAUAAAACUUCAAGUGGACCAGCAUGAAGUUGAACUUCCAAAUAUUGAGGGUCUUAUUUUCAUUAAUAUCCCCAGCUGGGGCUCUGGCGCUGAUCUGUGGGGCUCUGAUAAUGAUAAUCGGUUUGAGAAGCCAAGAAUUGAUGAUGGAUUACUGGAGGUUGUUGGCGUCACUGGAGUUGUUCACAUGGGACAGGUCCAGGGUGGCCUCCGUUCAGGCAUCCGCAUUGCCCAAGGCUCCUACUUCCGCUUGACCCUUCUGAAGCCCAUCCCUGUGCAAGUAGACGGAGAGCCUUGGAUCCAGCCCCCAGGCCAGAUAAUUAUCUCUGCUGCAGGACCAAAGGUCCAUAUGUUAAAGAAAUCAAAACAGAAACAGAAAAAAACUGGAUAUGUGAAAGACUCCAGAACCGAGAGCACGGCGUCCAGUGACGUGGGCCAUUGACAGAGACAGACCCAGAGAGCAGAUGCAGCACACCUACUGUAGACCAAGUGGACCUGCCUGAUAAAGCUGUCCUGUUCGGCUCAGGUUAUGAAGGGUUACUUACGAGCCCGCUGUUAUAUUCCAUGUUUGUUGUAUGGUGCCUACCCUGUGACUGUCAUGAGAUAGACAUUCGUACAUCAUGGGCUGAUCAGAGACUUCUGCAUUAGGAGGAAGCCUUUCAGUCAACCAUUUCCCAAUUCUUGCUUUAUGCCAAUGAAGCACAGAUCCCAUUAUGCUGUGCAUUUUACACAAUUGUCUUUCUCUGUUUUAGCCCCUUGGAGCCAAAUGUUUUAUAAACAUAAGCUUUUAGACUUUAGUGGGGUUUUUUACAUAAAGUUUAGCCAGAAUUAGAGCUUAAGCUAGCUAGGAUUCCCCGUAGGGGUGUGUGUGUGAAAGUGUAUAUAUAGUGAGACGCUUACGAAACUGAUUAUUUUAAUUUUGUGGGUUGACCCGUGCAAUAAUGCUUAAUGUAGGAUUAGGAUACAUUGAUUGAGCCCAGUGGUAUGAUCCAUCCUGCACUCUGCUGGUAGUACUUCUCCAGUGAGAGUUUCACUGCAAUGCACCUGAUGUUGCUGAUCAAGUGGGGGCCCUCUGUAGCUCCAUGGGGAGAGGGAUCCAGUGAGCCAUGCUGGUCCAGACCUGCAACAUGCAGGUUACUUGUUAAUACCUGGGUGCAUUGCAGGAAGGGAAGGUUAUAGAAAGUUACCAGGGAUCAGUUUUCCAUGGACAUAGCAUUGUCUGGAUUAUAUCCUCAGUGUUAGGUUACAGUUUAUUCAGAAGCACAAGACGCUGAAGAAAUAAUGUUUCCUAUUUCUGCACUACUCUAAUAAUCCUUGGGGGAGGGAACCCUUUUGUCAUUUUAUUGACUUUUUCCGUAAAGCACAUUUUUUACAUACACUACAGGCUUCUGGUUUUCUAUUAUACUGGUAGCAUGUGUGUUUCUUUUUUUUUUUUCAAAAUUCCCAUCACUGGUAUAUUGUUCCUAAUUUUAUGUCCCAAUUAUCCCCUCUUUUAACGUACUAUGAGACUGUUGCUGGAAACACCAAAGCUUGUAAUUAUGGCACAAUAUUGCAAACUGUCUGUUUCCACAUUUGUUAUGCUUUAUUUAUUGAUGCACUAAAUUGAAAUGUGCUGCUGUUUUUUAUUCUGUAUUAAAGAGCUGAUCUGGGUGUAUACACCUAGGUCUCUGUCUGUGUCCUA
Heteronotia binoei (common prickly gecko) is the source of this 4119-nucleotide messenger RNA. It is a transcript of the gene DGKQ, whose product is annotated as diacylglycerol kinase theta. The transcript is spliced from 23 exons. Gene Ontology annotation, molecular function: ATP-dependent diacylglycerol kinase activity. NCBI's taxonomy places the organism in Eukaryota, Metazoa, Chordata, Lepidosauria, Squamata, Gekkonidae. Bases 37 to 2880 code for a protein of 947 amino acids. The record is from RefSeq and is a predicted model, not a curated record. Gene Ontology annotation, biological process: diacylglycerol metabolic process; lipid phosphorylation; intracellular signal transduction.